AUGGAUGGAUAUGAUAGCACCCAGGACGGUUCUGUGCGGACAUCCACUAUAGUCUCUUCUUUCGAGGUCGGUGACUUACCUCAUGGCUACACAUACGAAGAACGCAGUCCCGCUCUUGAAAAGCCGGAGCUUGUCGAUAACAUAGACGCACUUAUUGAAGAGCUCGAAUCGCACAAUGGUCAAAUAGAGGAGGAGCAAGACACAGAUGACGAGUCAAGCAGCUGUCAUCAUGUUCCAAUCGAGGACUUACGAACAAACACACGUACAGGUCUGACAGACACAGAGGUGGCUAUUCGGAGGAAAAAGUACGGACUGAACCAAAUGAGGAAGGAGGAAAAGCAACACCCAAUAGUGAAGUUUCUGAUGUUCUUCGUCGGCCCUAUCCAAUUCGUGAUGGAGGCUGCUGCAGUUCUGGCGGCUGGUCUUCAGGACUGGGUCGACCUUGGUGUUAUCUGCGGGUUACUUCUUCUAAAUGCUCUUGUCGGAUUUGUACAGGAGUACCAAGCUGGCUCAAUUGUCGACGAACUGAAGAAAACCCUGGCUUCGAAGGCAACAGUAUUCAGAAACGGUCAAUUGUUGGAGGUCUCAGCUUCGGAGGUUGUUCCUGGUGAUAUUUUACAUAUAGAAGAGGGUACAAUCAUCCCAGCCGAUGGCAAGAUCGUGACCGAAGGCGCAUUCGUACAAAUCGAUCAAUCUUCAAUCACCGGUGAAUCUUUUGCGGUUGACAAACAUACUGGAGAUACAUGUUAUGCUUCUUCUGCCGUCAAACGUGGUGAAACAUUCUUGUUGAUCACGGCGACUGGUGAUAGUACUUUUGUAGGUCGUGCAGCUGCACUGGUCAACUUUGCUUCUGCCGGCAGUGGUCACUUUACGGAAGUACUCAAUGGGAUUGGAGCGGCCUUGCUUGCAUCUGUCAUUUGGACCAUUAUGUCCGUUUGGGUUGCUUCAUUCUUCAGAUCAGUCGAAAUCAUUAGAAUCCUCGAGUUUACACUUAGUAUCACAAUUAUCGGUGUUCCGGUCGGUCUUCCUGCCGUUGUUACUACCACAAUGGCAGUUGGAGCUGCAUACUUGGCAAAGAGAAAGGCCAUCGUACAGAAGCUAUCGGCUAUCGAAUCACUCGCAGGGGUCGAAAUCCUCUGCUCGGACAAGACUGGUACUCUGACGAAGAAUAAACUAUCCUUGGAAGAACCAUAUACUGUCCCUGGUGUUGAUCGAGAGGAACUCAUGCUCACCGCGUGUUUGGCAGCUGGACGGAAAAAGAAAGGAAUUGAUGCUAUUGACAAGGCGUUCCUGAAAAGCCUCCACAAUUAUCCUCUUGCGAAAAAGGCUUUGUCCGAUUACCAUAUUCUCGAGUUCCAUCCUUUUGAUUCCGUAUCCAAAAAGGUCACCGCAGUUGUCGAGUCACGGAUGAAUGGAUACAAAAUGACCUGCGUCAAAGGCGCACCUCUUUUUGUUUUGAAGACAGUCGAGGAAGACCAUCCCGUUCCGGAAGCCGUAGAUGCUGCAUAUAAGGGCAAGGUCGCUGAAUUUGCUGCACGCGGCUUUCGUUCUUUGGGGAUUGCUAGAAAGUUUGAAGAUCAUCCCUGGGAAAUCAUGGGCAUCAUGCCUUGCUCGGACCCUCCUCGUCAUGAUACAUUCAAGACAAUCAGCGAAGCCAAAACUCUUGGCCUCUCAGUCAAGAUGUUAACCGGCGACGCAGUAGGUAUUGCUCGCGAAACCUCACGGCAGCUUGGCCUAGGCACGAAUGUCUACAAUGCAGAGAGAUUAGGUCUCGGCGGUGGUGGAGAUAUGCCUGGCUCUGAAGUCUAUGAUUUUGUCGAAGCGGCGGAUGGCUUUGCCGAAGUGUUUCCUGAACAUAAGUAUGCGGUUGUCGACAUUUUGCAAAAGCGAGGGUAUCUUGUUGCCAUGACCGGUGACGGUGUGAACGAUGCGCCAUCUUUGAAAAAAGCAGACACCGGUAUUGCCGUGGAAGGGUCGUCGGAUGCUGCUCGCUCAGCUGCAGACAUUGUAUUUCUCGCUCCUGGCCUCUCAGCCAUCAUUGAUGCACUGAAGAUUUCACGUCAGAUAUUCCAUCGUAUGUACGCGUAUGUGGUUUAUAGGAUCGCUCUGUCACUUCAUCUUGAGUUCUUCCUUGGUGCAUGGAUUGCCUUUUACAACGACAGCCUCAAUCUCUCAUUGAUCGUCUUCAUUGCCAUUUUUGCAGAUAUUGCAACAUUAGCAAUCGCAUAUGAUAAUGCGCCUUAUUCAAGAACUCCAGUGAAAUGGAACCUUCCAAGACUCUGGGGCAUGUCGAUCAUUCUUGGACUGGUGUUGUUCGCUGGGUCAUGGAUUACAUUGAGCACCAUGCUGGUUGGGGGAAAUAACGGGGGCAUUAUCCAGGGUUAUGGUGAUCGCGAUUCUGUCUUGUUUCUAGAAAUUGCUUUGACCGAAAAUUGGUUGAUCUUCAUCACAAGAGCAAAUGGUACUUUCUGGUCGUCAUUACCAUCGUGGCAACUUAUUUUGGCAGUACUAUUCGUCGACGUCAUCGCGACUCUCUUCUGUGUAUUUGGUUGGUUUGUCGCUGGGCCUACAUCAAUUCUUGCGGUGGUCCGCGUCUGGAUCUUUUCAUUCGGGGUGUUUUGCGUGAUGGGUGGCAUUUUCUAUCUUCUCCAGGGUUCUUCUGGCUUUGACAAUUUGAUGCAUGGCAGAAGCCCGCGAACGAGUCCAAGGCAACGAUCACUGGAAGAUUUUGUCGUUUCGUUGCAACGGGUUUCAACCAUCCAUGAGAAGAAUUCAGGAUAA
Talaromyces amestolkiae is the source of this 2781-nucleotide messenger RNA. RefSeq lists its product as uncharacterized. The transcript has 4 exons. The coding region runs from base 1 to 2781 and encodes 926 amino acids. Gene Ontology annotation, biological process: proton export across plasma membrane; regulation of intracellular pH. Lineage: Eukaryota; Fungi; Ascomycota; Eurotiomycetes; Eurotiales; Trichocomaceae. Gene Ontology annotation, cellular component: plasma membrane. The record is from RefSeq and is a predicted model, not a curated record. Gene Ontology annotation, molecular function: ATP hydrolysis activity; P-type proton-exporting transporter activity; ATP binding.